Babesia microti strain RI is the source of this 2295-nucleotide messenger RNA. RefSeq names its product conserved Plasmodium protein, unknown function. The record is from RefSeq and is a predicted model, not a curated record. The coding region runs from base 1 to 2295 and encodes 764 amino acids. The transcript has 2 exons. NCBI's taxonomy places the organism in Eukaryota, Apicomplexa, Aconoidasida, Piroplasmida, Babesiidae.
AUGUCGUGGGAAGUCCCAGCAGACAAUCCAAUCGCACCAGAACUAACACAAAACGAUCCACUAAAUUCAAAUUGGUACAAACGACUUCAAUGGAGUUAUAGACAUUCCUUAUCGCACAAUGGGCCUGAGUCUGAACAUUUACUUUAUAGUGAAAUUGGCAAUUUUAACUCAGCAUCUAAACAAUUACUAGUCAACUACAUUAAUAACAAUUAUUCAUAUGUAAAUAAUUGCGAAGACCCAUUGUUUAGUGACAUAUUUUGUCCCUUUCCACCACCAUAUGACAUUGUGGAUGGGAUAAUUUACAAGGUCUUACAGAAGGGGGAAGAAUGGAAAUUUUAUACCAAGAGGUUUAAAAUAUUGCAACGAUUAAUGGAUGGAAUUUGGUCCUUGGGGUUUGAAAGCAAAUUCAGUUUGCCUUUCGAGGCAAUCGUAGACUCCUAUUGCCAUAGGCUGGUGGCUCAGCCCCUACUACCGUGUGGAGAUUACACUAGAAAUGUACUUCAAAAUCUAACCUCUCCAACACAAGUUUCAAAUAUGUAUCUAAAACUAGAUAUUGCAGAACAACUUAUGGCAUUGGCUGAGGUAAUUAAUCUGGAUUUUUGGCCCAGCGUCAGUCCCCCACCUAUACUCUUCAUUGAUGGAUAUUUCUACAUUAUGGACGUUCCAAAAGACGCAUCCAAAGGUACCAUUGAUAUUGCAAUUCCUCAUUUUUUGAAUUUUUGUCGGGAUAUAUGGGAUGUAAGAUUUUUGCGGAAAGAGCUUAAUGUUUCAAAACAAGGGAUAAAAAUGUCUCUAGACUCCAACAUUUUGUUCCCAGAUGUAACAUAUCUAAUAGGCCAAAAAAAUACUGGUGCAGAUGAUGUAAAUUCUCAAUCUAAUGAAAAAGAUGCUCUCUCUAUGGAAUAUAAAGUUAAAACGCUAUAUCCACGGCGUACAUGGUUAUUGGAGACAAGCGUUAAGUUGAUAAUGAGGUACACUUCAUUUGAUCAAUCUCGAUACAUGAGAGGAGUUACCGGAAUAAAGCUUGGAGAUGCACUUGCAAAUACUGCUAUGCUAUGGCAAUCACAGUCGUAUACAUACGGUCCUUUGGGGCGAGUGAGAUCUGCUUUCACAAAAAAUGGCCAUCCAUGCGAUCCAAUUUGCCCAAUGAAUGCUCAUGGCGUUUGCAUUAAUUAUCAGGGCCAAAUUCAAGCAGCUCAACUCUACCAGUCCGUAGUUGAAGCUCUAAAAAUAGAUCAGGUAUGGUCUGAUAAAGUAAAACUGUGGAUUAACCACCUACACAUAAAUCACUACAAAUACGAUUUAAUUGAACCGUUAACUAGUGAAUAUAUGUUUUAUGGGGAUUAUGGUAAUGCCACUGAUGAUUACGAUGGUGUAGUGGCUCAUAUGGAGGGUAAAUUAGGUAGAAAUGGCUUUUGGAAACUACAAUUAGAUUUACUAAUGUCAAUAAAUAAAAGUGGAGUAGAUAUUAACAGUGGCAAUCUUGAUUUUGCUAAUGAUUCGGAUGAAUUCAUAGUCUAUGCAAAACGUGCAUAUGACCUAUCAUUUUCCACAUUCACCAAUAAGGACAUCGAUUGGGCACUGGUGGCCUCUGUCAUGCUUUAUUCUACAUAUCUAUUUUAUGGAAAAAAAUACGGAGAUGCUAUUAAAAUACUAACCUCUGUCAUCAGAUCAUCUGCCUUCGACCCGGCCAUACUAAUACACCUAAAUCUGCUAUUGGUGCAAUGCCACUUUAAGGAUGGAAAUUACCAGAUAGGCUCGCGCAUAGCGGAAGAAUCGCUAAAAUCUUAUUCAAAUGAUGUAUCUGGCCCUAAAAUUAUCUUUAAAUUAACAUUUCUAAUGGCCCUAAUGAGGUCUAGGAUGGGUAGACAGGAUAAAAUUGCGGCUCUUGAUAUAUUCCAGUCUCUAUACCAUCAACUAAAAUUGCUGCACCCAGAAUUCUUAACCAAAACUUUGCUACUUAUCCGGGAGGUUUUGCAGCUCAAAUUGGAUUUAUGUACUGAACAUGAUCUUAAAAAUUUGAGAAUUCUAUUACGCCAGACGGGGAGCUAUACAUUGCAAAAUAUUUCACAGAGUGUAGAACAUGACAUAGACACAUUGUGUCGUGAAAUAUUGGAUGAAUGUGAGGCAAACAAUUUAAGUCCAAUUGAAUGGAUUGACAGAAAUUUACUUUGGGGCAAGAUAUUACAAAUCUCUCCAAUGGGGCAUAGCGAAAUACAUGUUACACAGUCACUUCGUGUGCUUAGAUUGUUUAAAACACCACGUAUUGAAAAUGCCUUGAUCCAGUGCGAUUAG